Messenger RNA from Salarias fasciatus (jewelled blenny), 944 nucleotides. RefSeq lists its product as uncharacterized. Bases 15 to 944 code for a protein of 309 amino acids. The transcript has 10 exons. NCBI's taxonomy places the organism in Eukaryota, Metazoa, Chordata, Actinopteri, Blenniiformes, Blenniidae. The record is from RefSeq and is a predicted model, not a curated record.
UCCUUCAUCUCCAGAUGCCCCGCGCCAGGGGACACCGACGUGCCCAGGCCCUGAGACGCAGGACGGCGCAGCCCCAGGACUGGAGUCCUGCACCUGCCGUCCCGGAGUUCGUGGCCCGGCGUGGCACGGGCUUUCGGCACCGCGUGCGGAGAUGGCCAACUUCCAACCUGACCGGGAAGCCCUGCAAGUUGGUCACUCCUGCCUGGGAUGGACAGAAGAAGAUGGUGUUCGUCGUUGGAGCCUCGCACCUGAGGGCCAUCGUGGACGGGUAUGUAGCCGUGCCCGAGGGAGAUCUGCGUUUCUCUUUUCUUUCUGUUCCAGGUGCAGUGGGCUCCCAGCUGAGGACGGAGCUCCUGCAUGCUGACCUGCCCUGGACCCCGGACGCCGUGUGCGUGUGCGCCCCCAGCAACGACCUUGUGUCCCGGACUGUGGACAAGGCGGCCCUCGACUUCUGUGCUCUCCUGACGACGGCCUGCAGCUCCUGCCCCAAGGUGUUCGUGCUGGACUUCCCUCCACGCCUGAACAUCGAGCUGGGCCUUCAGGAGCUGCUACGUCAGGAAUACCGCCGUGUCGCAGCACGCAUGGGUGUCCCGUACGUGCCUGUGGCAGAGCACUUCCCCCUGCAUCGGUUGCAGCUGUGGUGCCCCGACUCGGUUCACCUCAGCGACUCCGAUGGCAUGACGGUUCUGGUUCAGCUGCUGUGGGACGCCGCUUCCCAGCAGCUGGCGCCCUCCUCCGCCCCGGCCACCGGCGCCUCCCCGGGCGCCACCGCGUGCCGGGGCCGCUCCCAGGCUGCACUCCCAGUGCGACCCUCUGCCAUCCCAUCCAACCCGGUGUGGUUCAGCGGGGCCAUGUUGGACGCCAUGGAGAAGCUGGCCAGGUGUUGCCAGGAGGCGCAGAGGAGCAAAGCGGCAGGUGCUGGCAACACCGUCACCUGCCCCUGA